AUGGCAACCAAACAACAACAAUCAGCUCCGACGCCUACACGGCCGAGGAGCACAAAUGGAGUCAUCAAAGGAACGAAAGCCGGUACGGGGGAUGAGAGGAUAGUUGUCAUUGUUUUUGGCCAAGGUCAAGAUAAAAUCGUUCCUGUUUUCGCAGAUGUACUUGGAAAACCAUAUCGAAUGGCCACCAACUUUUCGUCGGUUAGAAAUGAGGAUCAUGGAACUGUUAUAGGAAUAGCUGCAGGGGAUGCAAAGGUUGAUAUUGAUUCCCGGAAUCGCUCGUUGAUUGUCGCUAUUAAUGCGCAUUGUGUGGCUUUGGGGAUGCCACCUGAUCUGAAUUUAUCGGCUUCAACAGAUUAUGAAUUUCUUUACACUGAGACACCAUUUUUUCGAAGAGAUCUUUCACGAUUUAUCUCAUUCAUUUUGGGUCAAAUAAGUCAUCACGAAGCACUCAUUACGAAGCCAAGGACUUAUUUCAUAUCGACCACAUUUCCAGAUGUUCGGACGGCAUUGUCUAAUUUGGAUAUUCUUUCUGUUGGAUCGGAUGCAGUAGAAAUUCGUGUUGAUUUACUAAAGGAAGGUUUAACUGACGGAACUUUCAAUUCUGUGCCAAGUUUGAGUUAUGUUGGUGAGCAAGUUAUGCUGUUGAGACAGCGUACAGAAUUACCGAUAAUCUUCACGACAAGAUGUACAAAAGAGAAUGGUCGAUUUCCCAUGGACAAUCCAGAACUUUAUUACGAGUACCUUUACCGAGCUAUACAGUGGGGAUGCGAAUAUGUCGAUGUCGAGGUUUGGUUACCAGAGGAUAUUAGAAGAAGAUUGUUUGAGCAAAGAGGAAACAGUAAGAUCAUUUCAGCAUUCCAUGAUUUCUCCGGAACAUUCAAGUGGCCAUCAAUCCAGGCUCAAAACAUCUUUCAAGAGAGCCGAAAGUAUGGAGAUAUAGUCAAGAUGAUUACGAUUAUCAAUACAAUGUCGGAGAAUUACGAACUGGAAUACUUUCGUUCACAGAUAAAGGCCAAUAACCCCGAUGGUCCUCCGUUAUCUGCUGUCAACAUGGGACAACUCGGACAAUUAUCUCGAGCUCUCAAUACCGUCUUCUCGCCCAUCACACAUCCUCUUCUGCCUAUCGUCGCUGCACCUGGUCAAUUGAGUGCCGCGGAAAUCAAUGGCGCUCUAGCAACCAUGGGUCAACUCCCAAAGAAGAACAUCUACGCUAUCGCAUACAAAGAUCGAGCUGCUAUUAUCUUGUCGAGUAACGGAGAAGAUGCCGCGUCGGUUAUAUUUGCACUGAGGAGUCUUAAUAUUGGAAAGAUCUAUACGGUUGGAUUCAAGGCACAUGGACCAUUGGCGACUGGUGUCGAACCCUUCACUUCUGUGGAGAGUGUUACCAAAUCCGACACUCCAUUUGUGAUAAUCUCAGCAUUACCACCGGAGAAGACUCAUUUAGUACAACCUCUUCUAAGAUAUUUCAGUAAUGGAAGAGACUCUCGAGGGCAAGGAAAGGUCUUUGUUGACCUUGCCAAUGGACCAAGAAAAGGAGAUCCAAUAGGUGUUGCCGAAGGAUGUGGAUGGACGGCUUAUGGCGUUGCUGAUACGACUGCCUUCACAACGGUGGAGACUUUGAGAUUAUUGGUGGGACAGAACGUUCCAUAUAGUUUUCGUGCCCGUACUUCAAAGAAUGAACAGGACGUUGUAGAUGAGACUGGAAUGAGAAUGGUUCAAUUGGUUAGGCCAUGGCUUUUUGCCUUUCAAGGUGUAAAGAGUUAG
Sclerotinia sclerotiorum 1980 UF-70 is the source of this 1764-nucleotide messenger RNA. RefSeq lists its product as hypothetical. The coding region runs from base 1 to 1764 and encodes 587 amino acids. Gene Ontology annotation, molecular function: 3-dehydroquinate dehydratase activity. NCBI's taxonomy places the organism in Eukaryota, Fungi, Ascomycota, Leotiomycetes, Helotiales, Sclerotiniaceae. The record is from RefSeq and is a predicted model, not a curated record. The transcript has 3 exons.